Molecule: messenger RNA, 399 nt
Organism: Microthlaspi erraticum
Lineage: Eukaryota; Viridiplantae; Streptophyta; Magnoliopsida; Brassicales; Brassicaceae
Source: the annotation of a GenBank genome assembly
AUGUGUCCGAAUAGUCGGGUUGUGGCCGAGUCGGAACGGUCGUGGCCGGAUGGAUUCACGGUCGGCCGGCGUGGUCGGACGGAUGAGAUUUGGCCGAUGAUUUCUCGGCCGGACGUGGGACGUUCUUUCCCGGCUCGGACGGAUGCAUCGGCCGUGGUACGCGGAAGGGUUGCGCGGCCGCGAGGCUUGUUCCCGGCUCGCGCGCUGGUCGUGCGCGGCGUGGCGUGCGUUUGGCUUGGCCGACCGCGGGACAUGUUUCCCGGGUCGUGUUGCGUGAUCGGCCGGUCGGUUUGGAACUUUGGCCGAGACUUCAGUCGGACGGAUGUGACUUUGGCCGAGCGCGAAACAUUCGUUUCUCGGCCAGCCGGACUGCGCGGUUUGGGCGCUGAUUCUCGAUAG